CCCCCUGGGUGGCAGCUCGCGACAUGCCAGCAGCCGCCCCGCUCCGCCCGCACUCCUGCGCUGAGAGCUCCAGCGGAGCGGGACACCACAAAAAGCAUCUCCCCAGACACGCAUUUGCCUAUCCGAUAUUGCCGUGUAGCGAUGUGUGUGCGGCCAGAGCAUUCCUGCUCUGUUCCCACGCGCGGUAUUCCCUGAUGUUCCUCUGUCGAUCCAUGCACGGAGUACAUCAUAUCAACUGUGCGUUCAUACAAAAAAAAAAUUCAUUAAACCGAACGGCAGCUUCACCGUUUCUAGGAAGAGCGAGAAAAUCUUGCGCUUCGUGCUUAAAGCUCCCACAGCAGCCCGGGGGAUGCAUCGCCUUUGCUUCCGUCCACCCAACCCUAUCGCUCAGAACGGUCCUGGGCGAUAAAGCAGAGCCGAGAAAAUCCCUUCCCAGCGCCUGAACCGGGCGGUGCGGUGGUGCACCCACCCCGGCUUCCUCCAGCGCUCAGUACUGACAUCGGCUGAUGGUAAUUGUAGGGAUAUAACUUGUUCAAAACCUCCAUUGUAGGGAAACAAAAUAAUAAAUUUACUCAUUUUACUAUUAGUAGUAUUAUCUCGGUUGUUAAUACGCAUUUCCGAAAACUCACCGGAUUUCUUUUUUUUUUUUUUGGCGGGGUGGAAUUUUUAAUUAUAUUAUUUCCUCCCCCCUCCCCCCCCCCCCCUUCUUCCUCCAUCUCUCGUGUUUUUCUCGGCCAGUAAGCCGAAGAGCGGUGCGGGUGGGAGCGCUGCCCGCGGCCGCGGCCGGGUCUGCGCAGCGCGGAUCCUGUCCGCGAUGAAAGAUAGAGGGGAAGGAGUGGGUGGAAGAAAGAAAAAGGAGAACACUUUUUCACCAUCGCCCUCCGAGAAAGGACAGAAAGGGGAAGAAAUAAAAGGGAGAAAAAAGACUUACCGAGCGUGAAACCGGGGCUGCGCUACGGAAAAGGGAACAGAGGAGGAAGGAGAGAAGGGAGCGGCUUUGGGUCCCAUCCAACCGGGGGGGGGGGGGGACACGGACACCCCGCACCCCUCGCCCCGCCCGGCCCCGCGCCGCGGUAGUGCCGCGCACUUUGGGGAAUGUGUCGGGGGGUGGGGGGGGGAAGAGGUCGCCGCUGGGACUUGCGGAGCCGGUUUUGAUCUUUCUCAGCAUUUUUUUUCUUUUUUUUUCUUUUUUUUUUUUUUUCUUAAACUCCUGCAGUGUCCCGGGGCAGUCGCCCUCCUCUCAGCUUCAAAGAUACGGAGGGGGGGGAGGAGGCGAAAGAAAAGUCCCACUCUCUCUCUCCUCCCCAGUUCUAAUUCUUCGAAUUUCUGUGCUUUCGCAGAGCAAGGUUUUUCCCCUUCUCACCCCCCCCCCCCCCCCCCCAGCAUUGUCUUUCUUUCUUUCUCUCUCUCUUUCUUUUUUUCUUUUCGCUGAAAAAAGCGUAUGUGUGUGUAGGGGGUUGAAUGUUGCGCGAAGGGAUUAAAAAUCGCACCCGCUGUCAUCAGGCGCUGAUCUGUGCUCUCGCUGUAUUUGCAUUGCCCGGCACUGCUUUGUGUGUGCGCGUGUGUUUGUGCUUUCCUUCCCUAUCUUCGCGAAAGGGAGAGAAAUGAAUUAUCAGAAGAGGACGGAAACAGAGAGAUAGACGCGAUUUUUAAACAGAAGUGAGAGAGAGCAGCCACCCCCUGGGGCUGAGUUCGGAGCGGAGGGAUGGGCUGACAUGGGAUGGGGUGCGCUGAAUGGAAGGAGGCAGAAACGCCGUUCUCUGACAUUCUAUUAUUGCUAAUAUCAUUAUUACUACAUUAUUUAUUAAUUCCGCUGACUUGAGCUUCGGUUUUCCCGAUAGAGAGAGGGAAGAGGUUGGCGAGAAUUGGGGGAAGAGAUCGUAAUUCCUGAUUCAUGAAAAGGAAUCAUCAUCGUCAUAAAAUAAAAAGGGAGAAAAAGAGAAAUAUUCCCUCCUCUCCCCGUCUUUGUCCAACCCGGGAUUAUUGCACAGGAGACCGCAGCGUUCACUCCGCAUCCCGGGAGGGGUCGGUGCACACCGGGGGGAAAGGGGGGGAGGGGGGGGUGCAGCGCUGCUCCCUCCCCCGUCCCCUUUUUGCCUUCGGUAGAGCACAAGUUGUUAUACAGCGGGCAAAAAUCUUUGGGAGUUCUGCCCUGGGCCGUGUCCUCUCCGUAACCCUCCGAUUCGUAGCUCCCGGCUGUUUGUACAGCUUUACCUGUACUAUUCUGGUACCCUGUAAAAACCCCAGCCCGGCGAACGUAACUUAAUCCGCUUUCAGUCAAUUGUCGUCUAAAAGGGGGCUGGGGGCUUGAGGAGGGGGGGGAGAGAGGAGGGGGCUUUUUGGCUGUCCCCGCCCCGAGCAGAGGCAGCGGAACCCACGGCGGUGCCAAUGGUGGGCACGGGGCUCUCCGGGACCAGAACGCAGCCCCGAUAUCUACAGUAACAGCAAGGCUUGGGGUGAUCCCCAAGGGGGGGUGGGGGGAUUACGUCUUUUGGAUGGUCACUUGCAGGGGAGAGGUUAAAGUGGGUCGUCCCACUUUGUCUCUGAGUUUUUCCUCUUCUUUUUCUUCUUUUCUCAUUUUGUGACUUUCAAACGCUUCCACCAAACCCAUUCUGACCCCUCAGUGCCAGGACUCGCCUCAUUCCCCCCAUCCCGCAAUCCGUCUCUCCAGUUGAAGAGAUGCUGCCCGCAGUUCCCCCUCACAGCCCCCCCCCCCCCCCCGCUGCAGAAUUAACCCCCGAGCCUUUAUCUGGCGGCUGGUGGCGAUCGUGGGGCUAAUUGCUCCAACAAUGGGCUCCUAUUAGCGCCGGGCUGUCACUGGAAACCCUGCUGGGGGCUGCAGGAGGAGGGGGGGCGAGGUGAUGGAUCUGCAGCCACAGCCUGGGAAAAGGACGGUCAAGGCCAGUGCUCCUUCCAUCAAGCCUGGGGAUAGCGAAUUAACCGGUCGGGGUGGCAGGGUGGGGGGGUGGAAAAUACGACUUUGCUCUCAUUUCUUAUUUUUGAAGGUGGGCUGUUUUUGCCCUCCCCACCACUGCUCUCUCCCGGCUAAGAAAGGUAUAGAAAAAAAUCGGAGUAGAAACACAGGGGCAGAUGGAGAAAAGUUGAUUUAAAGUUGGUGUCCUCCCCAGAUCGGGGCUGUGGCGAUGCCGUAGGCUCUCGGUGUGCCACCCCCCGUCCGUCCCGUCGGGGCCUUCAGCACUGCUCCCCUCCUUUCCCAACACUGACCACACCACACACUGUGGACUUUCCCUCCUCUCCCCUUAAAAAAAAAAAACAAAAAAAAAAAACAAUAAUAAUUGCUAUUUGAUUGAAUUACAUUUUAUCAUAUUCUAUUUUAAAAUAUUGCAUUUCCCCCCCAUUGCUUUUUACUCAUUCUAUUUUGCAUUAAGCGUUCGUCGUCCUCCGAAUAGCUGAAGGAUGGCGACUUCGCAGUCCUUCCCCUACUCCCGGACAGAGGCAGUGGCACGUUUUCUCUAUUCCUUAGCGAUUUUGUGACCUCUAGAGGGAAUUUCCCCUCUGUGCUCCCACCGCUGUAGGUCCCAGAGCUGUAACAAGGGCAGUAGAGCAGGGGAGGGGUGAAGUGGUGGUGGGGGGGUCUUUCGACUCACCUGCCCCGAGCUCAGCACUAAGACAUCCUCCGCUCAGUGUGUUAAAAGGAAUUUGUUUAAAAUGACGUUUUCAGGGUGCUGGAGAGCAAAUCUUAUCCACAGGGAUGGCUUAGGGUCAGGGAAAACGUAGGGAACAGGGAUAAAGGGAGCACUUCAACGUCCGUAAUACACAUUUAGAGCUGAAUUGGGAAGGCGGAAAGUUUGUGCUAACAAAUGAUUUGCAAGUGAGGCGUUCUACCCCCCCCCCCUCCCCACUUCACCCUCGCUACUUUCCUGCUCCUCUCCUGCUCUCCUAAUGGGCUACUGGGAACGCUGCCCGUCUCCCCCAGCUCGGCUCCGGCGGUAUCUGCUCGGCCGAGCUGCAAGGGGGGAUUGGUCCUGGCAGCCCGGGGUGUUCAUCCGCCAACCCCCGUCCACUUGGUAUCAUCACCCAGAUGCCCUCUCCCCGCUUAUCCCCACGGGGCGCGUUUUCCCAUGGCUGGGCUGCGUGCUUGGUUCCUUUUCCCCGCAUUUGUUUCUGCCCCCGAAUUAUAGUAGUAUAUACAGCAAAUAAGAUUUUUAACGCCCUAAUUAAGAAAAACGAUAUUUCUGUGUACCAUCUCUAAAGUCGAGUGGGUGGCCUCAGCCCCGCUCUCAGCGGGGGUGUAAAAACGCGUUUGAAAAUCGGCGCAAGGACCCGGCGCAACUGCUGCAGGCUGCGUCCGUCGGGGAGCGGGCAGCGAUUUCCGUCGGCUCACAGAGCGGAGCAGCGGGGAGCGGGGGGUGCGCGGGAGGCGCUGCGGAACCGCGGCUUUUAAUGCCCCCCCCCUGCAUGAAAGUGCUGAGAGGCGCUUCCUCCGACAGCCGGGUAGAGUCUGGCGUGCUGCUGCGCGGGGAGACAGCACGCUCAGAGCGGCCCUGUGAUCAAAGAAGAGAAACAUCUGCAAAAAGAGCGGAAGAUACAGAGAGGAUCCCACUUCGUAGAGAUUUUUUUUUUUUUCCCUGAAUUUGUUUUUCCCUUUUUUUCCCCCCUUUAGUAUAUUCUCUUAUUUUUCUUUUUUCCUUUUUUCCUUUUUUUUUUUUUUUUUUUUAAAUUUUUGGAACCGAUCAUUUCUCACCACCACCCCCCUCUUCCCUCCGAUUACAAACCAACCUAACCCCAACCUCGCCGAAGCUCUUUCCCCACCCCGACUCUGCACAGCCAUCCCCCCCUCCCGUCGCCAGCCUCGCUGAGGAGGAGGAGGAGGAGGAGGUGGAAGAGCAGCGAGCGCGGAAGAUGGAGGUCUCCACGGACCAACCGCGGUGGGUGAGCCACCACCACCCGGCCGUGCUCAAUGGGCAGCACCCGGACUCCCACCACCCCACUCUUGGCCAUACCUACAUGGACCCCACGCAGUAUCCUCUCGCCGAGGAAGUGGAUGUACUUUUUAAUAUCGACGGACAAGGCAACCCCGUGCCUCCGUAUUACGGCAACUCCGUGCGAGCCACCGUGCAGCGGUACCCCACGGCCCAUCACGGCAGCCAGGUGUGCCGGCCCCCUCUGCUGCAUGGUUCACUGCCGUGGCUGGACGGGAGCAAAGCGCUGAGCAGCCACCACAGCGCUUCCCCUUGGAACCUCAGCCCUUUUUCCAAGACCUCCAUCCAUCACAGCUCGCCGGGACCCCUCUCCGUUUACCCGCCUGCUUCUUCCUCCACUUUAUCCGCCGGUCACUCCAGCCCGCACCUUUUCACCUUCCCACCGACCCCUCCUAAAGAUGUGUCCCCGGAUCCGUCCAUCUCCACUCCUGGCUCCACCGGCUCCACCCGGCAGGAUGAGAAGGAAUGCAUCAAAUAUCAGGUGUCCCUGGCUGACACCAUGAAGCUGGAGUCGUCUCACUCUAGGAGCAGCAUGGCCUCGUUAGGAGGAGCCACCUCCUCUGCUCAUCACCCCAUCACUACUUACCCACCGUAUGUCCCCGAAUAUAGCUCUGGACUUUUUCCCCCCAGCAGCCUCUUAGGAGGAUCGCCUACCGGGUUCGGGUGCAAAUCACGACCAAAAGCGCGGUCGAGCACAGAAGGCAGGGAGUGUGUAAAUUGUGGGGCUACCUCAACCCCUCUGUGGAGAAGAGACGGCACCGGGCACUACUUGUGUAACGCCUGUGGACUCUAUCACAAAAUGAAUGGGCAGAACCGACCCCUGAUUAAACCCAAGAGAAGGCUGUCUGCAGCCAGGAGGGCGGGCACGUCCUGUGCUAACUGUCAGACCACCACCACCACCCUGUGGAGGAGAAAUGCCAACGGCGAUCCUGUCUGUAAUGCCUGUGGGCUCUACUACAAGCUGCACAAUAUUAACAGACCCCUGACUAUGAAGAAAGAAGGAAUUCAGACCAGAAACCGAAAAAUGUCUAGCAAAUCCAAAAAGUGCAAAAAGGUCCAUGACAACCUUGAAGACUUUCCCAAGAGCAGCUCCUUUAACCCCGCCGCCCUCUCCAGACACAUGUCCUCUAUCAGCCACAUUUCACCCUUCAGUCACUCCAGCCACAUGCUGACUACACCGACACCGAUGCAUCCUCCAUCCAGCCUCUCCUUUGGACCUCACCAUCCCUCCAGCAUGGUCACUGCCAUGGGUUAGUGAGAGACUCCCCUGCUGAAUGCUUACGGUCUCAAAAUGAGAUUUACUUUAUAUACUUGCAUUUUUGCAGGCGUGUGGUUAUGGGUCUGAUGUCCCAAAUCAAAUGGGAGGGGGAAAAAGAAAAAAAAAAGAAUAAAAAGAAUAAAAAUAAAAAUGUUAUUUGAAGGCGUAAGAGCAAAAAAAAAAUAAUAAAAAAAGAAAAAAACUACAAAAAGCACAAAAAAGGAAAAAAAAAAGAAAAAAAGAAAAAAAGAAAAAAAAAGUUUUAAAAAAGUGAUGUUUGCCACUUUUUAAAGGAACUCACUAUGGCAUCUAUGUAUUCUUACCCACUGAAUCUGGAUACCAUUUGUGAAUAAGCCAUUCAGAACUCGCAUUCCCUAUUGGACAGGAUCUCUAGUGCUGUGAAAAAAAUAAAGUAAAAUAAAAAAUGCUGAACAUUGCAUAUAACUUAUAUUGUAAGAAAUACUGUACAUUUGAGGAAGACUUUAUUGCAUCUGGAGAGCUGCGAAGAAAAAGGCAUGAAGGACUCUGAGAGAUUUUUUUUUAAAGGAAAAGAAAAAAAAAGACGACGGGAGGACAAUUUAAAAACCAGAAAAACAAACAAUGCAGACCAAGAGGAAACGCGGUCUUAAUGAACAAAUGGACCAACUGCCAGUCAUGUCUUCUCCUUUUAUUUUAUUUUAAUUUUCUUUUGUUUUGUUUUUGUUUUGUUUCUUUUUUCAUUUCUGGGAGAGGGGAGGGGGCUGGCUAGAACGGUUUUGAUGCAUUAACUAACUAACUAACUAAAUAACUAAAUAAAUAAAACCUGUAGGGAGAUCAUUCAUUUUGGGCCAUGGGCCCUUUACAUAGGAAGUACCAAUGGUGUCAGGCAAUCAGUGUUAACAUGCGGACAUUGCCAACAAGGGGUUUUUGGAUAGCCAUUCUCCAGGUCUAUACGCAUUGUGAACAAGUUCCUGUAAUUGUUGUUUGUAUGUAUAAUUCAACGCACCAAAAUAAGAAAGAUGUAGAUUUAUUUCAUCCUAUUAUACAGACUGAAUGGUUGUACAAAUUUAUUUACUGCUAGUGAUAAGACCUGCUUUUUUUUUGUUUUGUUUUCAUAUUUUUUCCUCCUUUUUUUUUUUUUUUUUUUUUUUGAGAAUAAACUAGAUUCAAUUCUGUUGACUUAAAAGUGUUUUGUGCUUGGGGGUGGGAAAGGGAAUGUUUUUCUCUCUUCAUUAAUUUUAUUUUUUGAAUUUGAUUUGAUCGUACUUCUUGCAUAGUUUCCAUGGGUGUGGGGACGUGUGUCUUUUUUCACUCCUGCUAAUGGGUAACUCAGUACUUAUGGUGGCUUGACAAAAACAAACAAAAAAACAAACAAAAAAAAACCCACCCUGAAACAAAAACAAACAAAAAAAAAUAUCAAGACAAAAGAAGAAAAUCAGCACCUCCAAAUAAAUGGACUGUCAGUGUGACCCUACUGUCUCCUGUAGGUCUUCAUCUUCCCUCGUGGAAUGGGUCCCUUUUGGUCUCAAUUCACUGUGGCUACCAUGGUGACACCCCUGUGUCAAGGAAUGGUUUGGAACUGGGAGAAAGUGCAAAGAAACGGCAGGGUAGUUGUGAUGCUGGCUACUUUUGGAGUAGUGUUAGGAAAGGCCUUAAGACUUUGGAAGGGAGACACUGGGUACUCACUGGUGUAAUCUGGUGUUCUAAAGUCAAGUUCUUGAGGUGACACUGUGAUAGACCAAACCCUGUGCUGGCAGGAAUAAGAACUUGUUAUAAAAGGAUGGAUUUGAUGGUAGACAGAGGACAAUUCCCAAAAUUCAAAAGCCACCAGCUAGUCUUUCUGUGAAAGAUUUCUUCAUAAUAAUACAGGUUAUAUUACUAUUAUUGUUAAUAGAAAUGCUUGGCUCUUAUGGAUUGAUUUCCGAUAGUUUAAUCCUCAGGAGUCAGUUCUUCUUUUAGUCUUUGGUAUUUACUCAUCCAGCUUCUUUAAACCAUCAUAAGAGCUAGCCAUUUACUAUACAAAUGAAGGGUUAAAUUUCUUAUUGUCUCAAUCCCUUUGCUGGAGACUUGAGGAUGAUGUGAUAAGAGGAUGCCAAGGCUGUGAGAAAAUGAUAAAACAGGACAAACCAACCAACAAGCCAAAACAGAAAAAAAAAAGCCCCAACAAAAUAACAACUCCUCCAAAUUAAAAACCUCAACAUAUAUGACUUGCAAAUAACGUUGUAUCUUUCAGAUGGUAUUUGGAACCCCUUUGUUCUUGAGACAGAAUCUGUUAAGGGUACCGGUGUCAUGGGAUCAUCUUUGCAGGCGUAAGGCUGUUUCACAUGAGAAAAGGGAGCUUUGAAACUUUUCAAGAUGAUUAUACAUGGGGUCCAAUAUUCAUUUGAUUUGGGAGAGCUGUAGGAAUGGGAGGGAAUUUACCCUUAUUUAGUCUUUUUCUCCUCUGUUUCAAAAUGAACCUAGUUAAAAUACCUCUACCACAAAGGAGGAUUUAGCAGAUGUAAGCGGAACAGGCAGUAAUCGUUUUGUAAUGUUGUAUAUCCUUUCCUUUUGACUCUGUUGACAAAAAUGUGUAAAAAACAGUCAGAACAAAUGGCACACAUUUCAAAUCUUGUGUUAAUCACCUUUCUGCUUUCUCAAGGAAUAUUUUAAACAUAAAGACUAAAUGUUGAAAUAAAGCACAGUGAAGAAUUACCGAGAUGCAAAUGGA
Gallus gallus (chicken) is the source of this 8890-nucleotide messenger RNA. It is a transcript of the gene GATA3, whose product is annotated as GATA binding protein 3. Bases 4864 to 6198 code for a protein of 444 amino acids. Gene Ontology annotation, molecular function: DNA-binding transcription factor activity, RNA polymerase II-specific; RNA polymerase II cis-regulatory region sequence-specific DNA binding; zinc ion binding. The transcript has 8 exons. NCBI's taxonomy places the organism in Eukaryota, Metazoa, Chordata, Aves, Galliformes, Phasianidae. Gene Ontology annotation, biological process: cell fate commitment; negative regulation of transcription by RNA polymerase II; positive regulation of transcription by RNA polymerase II. Gene Ontology annotation, cellular component: nucleus. The record is from RefSeq and is a predicted model, not a curated record.